AUGGAGGACGACGAGGCCGACACGAGGGCGUUCUGGGACUUGAUGCAACGCACGACGGGCGCCCGCUCUGCGUCCUGGGACACUUUUUCGGCUACAUUUGAGACUUACUUGCGGAGAUACUACGCGGCGGAGAUGUCGCAGCUGCCCAGGGCCACCCGGGCGGAGGCGGAGAUGGUCCUGAGGUACGCGUUCGACAGGGGGAGCCCCGCGCGGGCGGCUGCGGGAGAGCGCGUAGCGCCCAAGCACCUGGCGCUGUUCCUGACCAGAUUCGGCCCCAUGAGGUCUUGCCUUAUCAAGGCUGCAAGAUCACUUUUUGACGAAUCCGGCUGCCUGGUGCCUUGGUUCCAUGGCAAGUUGUCGCGAGACGAGGCUCGGCGUGCUAUCGAGGAGUGGGAGGCGUCUCGCGGCAACGGGCGGGAACAACGGGGCGUGUUCCUCUUCCGCUACAGCGACUGGCAUUCGACCAUCUGCUUCUCCUUCCGGCGGAAGAGGGGCGAGAGGAGGCUGGUGACCUGCCUCAUCAACAACGAGGGCAGUAGGGGUUACACGCUUCCCGACACGAGCGGCGACGGCUGCUGGCGAGACCUCCGGGAGUUCGUGGCGGAGCAGAGGAGAGGAGACUUCCAGCAACCGGUGCCGUCGGCGCUGCACCGGGAGUGCGUGGAGGAGAUUGAGGCACGACGGCGAGCUGAGCAGUUCGUACCAACGCCGGAGAACCAAAUCGCCUACGCUCGACAACUGUUCGGAGAAGCGCAGACGAUGGUGUACAGCAGAGACAUGAAGGCGGGGUUCGAGGCCACGAGGAUACUGCAGGAGGCCUUAGGCUUGGUCGAGAAGGUGGAGCAUAUAUUGCUAGAGCUGGAGCAGGGCCAGGGGGAUCCCCAGCUGCAGGCAAAGGCGCUAAGGCUGGGGGGGGAUAUCCUGUGGAAGCUGCACCGGGAGGAAAAGGGGGUGGCGAGCUACCUGCGGUGCCUGAACGUUGUGUCGGAAGCGGAAAAAGUCCAGGGCGCGAGUGACCAUGGCAGCCCUGUGGUGACCAUCAGCGUGCUUAGCCACGUCCAUCAGUUACUGGCCGAGUACUUUCUUUCGAGGGGGUCGCCGGGGAGGGGUCUGGACCACUUUAGCGAACUGGUCGCCUGUACAACGGACGAGGAUGCGCGACGGCAGCUGGUGGACGACUUUCGAAGAAACGAUGGCUUUCAGAGAGCGACGGCGGGCCUCACCCAGUCGAGUGUUCAGGAAAUACUAGACGAGGGCAUCUCGUAUUUCCGAUGUCAAGACUACGGGCCUGCCGGCGUUAGGUUCGAGAAGGUGCUGCGCGACGCCAGGUGUAUCGGGGAGGGGAGGAUGGAGGCACGAGCGCUGGGGAACUUGGCAACGGUGGAUUACAAGACGCACCGCAUUCCGGCGGCGAUCCGAAGGUACCGAACGUGCGUGCAGCUGCUGAGACAGCAGGGGAACCAGGCCACAGAACGGAAGAUCCUGAACUACUUGGUGAUGUGCUGCAUCGAGGCGCAGAGGUGGGCGCCCGCGAAGCUUUUUCACGAGCAGCUGUCGAAGCUGGCGGAGAGCGAGCAAAAUGUCCAGCUCCUGGGGCGGCUGCAGGAAAGAAUAGAGGAGGGGAUGGCUUUGCAGGCACGGCAAGAAGGGGAUGCUGCUCCGGCUAGUAGCGGCGGGGGCGGCGGCGGCGGUGGCGGGAGCGGGAACGGUAGCGGGUUCCCCUUGCGGCGAAGAGGGACCACACCGACAGGUGGCGGGCCGGGCGGUGGCGGCGGCGGCGGCGGCGGCGGCAUGUAUUCACCCUCGCGGCUCCAAGGGUCCGCGCCGGUUAGCAGCGGCAGUGGUGACGGUCACGGCGUCGGUAGUGUGCACAUGCCCUCGCAGCAAGGCGAGACGACACCGACGAGAGACGGCGGCGGUGGCGGCAGCAGCGGGAUGUACUUUCAAGGGGGGGCUGCACCGGCUAGCGGGGUUUGCGGCGGUGACAGCGAUGAUCUGUACUUACCCUUCCAGCUAGGAAGGAUCACACCGCCUAACUCCGGUAGCGGUCGCGGCGGCAACGUGUACUCACACUCGCGGUUACCAGGGGCCUCGCCGGUUAGCGAUGGUAGAAGUGCGCACUUCAUGCACCAAGGGAGCACACCACCUGGCGGCGGCGGCCGCGGCGGCGGUGGGUACUCACCCUCGCAGCAAGGAGCGACCACACGGACUAGCGGCGGCAACAGUGGUCCCGGCGGCGUGCACUUGCCCUCGCGGAUUCCUGGGGCAGCACCGACUAGCAGCGGUAGCGGUGAAGCGAGCGGUGUCGAUGUUUCGCACUUACCCUUGCAGCAAGUAAGGAUCACAUCGCCGCGCGCCAGCAACAGCGGUGGCAGCGACAUGCACUUACCCUCGCCGUUACAAGGAGCGCCGGCUAGCGCCGGUAGCGGUGACGCGAGUGGCGUCGAUGGUCUGUACUCAACACCGCGGCAUGACGUGGCGGCACUGGGUAGAAGCCCGGGCGGCGUUGUUGGUUUACAUGCCUAUACUCAGCAAGCACCCAUGACAGGCAGCGGUGUUGGUUUCCCCGGGCAGCAAUGGGGAGCCCCGCCAGCAAGACGUGGCGGCCACGACGGCUUUUAUAUGCUACCCCAGCAGCCAGGGGCAGCGCCGGAGGGGACCCAUCGCAUCGGUGGCGAAAAGUUGUACGUGCGCCCCCGGCAGCACGGGGCCACGCGGGAGGGGGUCCACGGUGGCGUGUCUAUAUCCCGCCAGCCGCAAGGAGUCGCGCCUGAGGGGGUCCGUGGCGUUGGCAGCAGGGCCAGGGGCGUGUGUAUUAGCCCGGAGCGAGAAGGUCGGGCCUCGCCGGUCGGGAGGCGGGGCGAUGGCCACCGCGGCAGCGACGGCGGCGUUGCCGGUGCCGGUGUUGGCCGGGUCAGGGACGACUACGUGAUGGUGUCGCCGGAUCGCCCGCCCCCGGUUCCUCAGCCUCAUUACGGUCCAUACAGCAGCCGAUGACAGGGCACUCGAGAGUAGGUGUCAAAGACGACGAGAUAUUCCGGCGGAGAGGGUGGGGUGGCAUAGGGGCUUGUUUCGGUAGAGGUCUUGUUCUUAUUUUUUUUAGCUCUCAUGGAGAGUGCGCGCGCGUGGUGGGUGGGUUGUACUCUCUAACGCUUUCAAGUGACGGGGGACGCGAGCAGUCGGAAGGGCGCUGGGGAGGCGGCGUACGCUUGAAAUCCCUGCGCGAAAACAGAGGGGCAGUGGUUCGGUCGCCGUACUACGAACACCGACUGCUGCACGGAUUCUGUCGAGGAGGCGGUUUACAUGAUAUUCUGACUACUUCCAAGGUAUAUAUAUUUUUUUGUGAGCGUCGUCCAGGUCUUUUUGUGUAAUUUUGGGCGCCCUUAUCGGCGGCGUUCUCUGAAGUUUUGUUUUCGCCAGGCGUCCGUGUGCUAAUAAUACAUUAUACAUGAAUCGUUGUUUUUCUCGGCGAUAAGCUUGGUUGCCUGUAAUUGUUGUAGAAUUUUCCGGCGCAUUGGUGGUAAGUUGGAACGCGCCUGCCGGCGAUUCCCCCCGAUAAUUUAUACGUGUACGACGUUUGUUUUCGUGUGGGAUUUUCGUUUUCGUUUUUUUAUUUUUCGUGUUUUGUACAAGAUCCCGGUUUUAUAGACUUACUCGCAGCAACAAGGUUUGUU
This is a messenger RNA of Ectocarpus siliculosus, 3674 nucleotides long. The record is from the annotation of a GenBank genome assembly. Lineage: Eukaryota; Phaeophyceae; Ectocarpales; Ectocarpaceae.